Mya arenaria is the source of this 922-nucleotide messenger RNA. RefSeq lists its product as uncharacterized. Lineage: Eukaryota; Metazoa; Mollusca; Bivalvia; Myida; Myidae. The transcript has 5 exons. The coding region runs from base 22 to 705 and encodes 227 amino acids. The record is from RefSeq and is a predicted model, not a curated record.
CCAGAAUUAUAAUGAUUCGUCAUGUGGACGUAUACGUUGAUAGCUUUUGGUUUUGUAAGUGUCGGACUUGGUUUGGAGCCGAGCCCGUGUACGUGGCAGGAGACAAACUUGAAGACAGUUGAAAGAAUAGCUGUCCUUGAAACGAAGCAGGCAUUUCUUAAAGACACCAUAUCCAGACAACAACAUUUAAUCAAUGAUUUGGUUGAAACUGUAAUGAAACAAUGGGGAUCUUGGUCGGAGUGGAGCGCAUGCGCAUUCAAGUGUAGUGGAAGUGAAGUAGAUAAUGGACGCACCCAAACCAGAACGAGGCUAUUAAUGAAAGACAAUGUCGCCAUGCAAAAUGAAACUGAGCGACGGCCGUGUAACGCUGUGCAAUAUGCAGGAUGUGAAGCGUCGACCGGUCCGGGCGACCAGUACGGUGUUGCCUAUGACUACCGUGACCAGAUGGCUCAGGCAACAUGUACUGCGCUACUGGAUACCAGCAGUGCGCACGUGUACGCGGUUAGGCGCACAUGCUCCAGCCUGACCGUGCCGUGUGCAGACGUCUGCUCAAGCCUCAGUCUGACCUGUUUCAACUCACUUCACGUGUACAGUCCCCACACUUGGCUACCAUGGGGCGUUACGGGACAGAAAACGUCCUUCAUGUACCGAUACAACGCCUGUGGUGGAGGCUGUGGACCCAACUUCUGCUGCUGCCGCGCGUAACUGAAACCCUUGGACUAUCACCGUCAAACUGUAUUUACGAUAUUAAAAAUUUAUAAGUCACAUUUGAUAGAUUCGUACUUUGCCGUAUGUGUGUGUGUUUGUAUGUAUGCGUGUGCAUGUGUGUUUGAAACAAACAAUACUAAAUGGAUCAUACUAAACACAAUACUACAAAAUACCAAUAAAAUCACGUGCAAAACUCACAGAGAGUGUUUUUUCG